Messenger RNA from Owenia fusiformis, 820 nucleotides. Lineage: Eukaryota; Metazoa; Annelida; Polychaeta; Sabellida; Oweniidae. The record is from the annotation of a GenBank genome assembly.
CGUCACUGGGGGAGGAUAUAAUUGAUGGAAUAAUUUUAAAUAUUCAUCGGAUUGCAUCGGACCUCAGCUACCUUAUUUAAAGCAAUUCUGCAAGUCCUCGGCCAUUAAGCUGUAAGAUACCAUCAAGAGGAUCGCCAGGAAAUAUAUAAAAAUGCUAUUAACUAAACCGUUAUUUCUUUCAGUGACAAUGGUAAAACGUCAACAUUUGAUAAACAUAGUGUUUUACAUGGUAGCAAACAUGCUGGUGCAAUCCAGUCUGGGACAUUCUCAUUGUGAUAAGAGAUGUGAAAAUCAAGAAGUUUCUGCAUUACGGUCAACCUGGCGAGACCUGGGGAGUCAAGAUGUUCCAUUUGAAAUGUUCGUGCGCAAUUUACUACAUGAACUACAGCAAUUCAAAGAACUUGAAAUGGCAAGAACUGCUCUACUGGCAUUAAUAGAAGAGUAUAAUGACUGUAUGAGGACUUGUGAAGUUCCGCACAGUAAACGAAAUAUUAUGUCAUCACCGAAAUCGUUAAAAUUGGCCAAGGUUAUUGAAAUGAUUGCAACCAACUACGAGAGAAAGGUUAAAGAGCCACAGACGGUAGGCUUCAGCAAAUGACAUGCAUCCAUGUAGCUCCUUAUAUUGUAUGAUUCAAGGAGGAAAGUGAAACAUGACAAUGGCUCCUAUCACUGCGGACAGGACACUGUUAUUCACAAUGAUGCAUCAAAUAAACGAACAGCGUUAUACGCUGAGAUAGAGACUGCACUGGACAUUGAUAUUAGAGGCGACUAGAGUAGUUCUAUACGACACACAUGAUCUCAGGCGCAUUCAUAAGUAGAU